CCACCAUGGUCCACAUCCUCGGCGUGAAUUUGCCAGAUAACCACCUCGCACGAUUUGCUCUCACCAAGUUUUAUGGUAUUGGUCAUAAAACUGCACACCGAUUGUGCGCUCGUUUGCAGGUUCAUGAUAAAUGCAAGGUGAAAGACCUUUCGCCGUUUCAAGUAACCUCCCUGGCUUCUUUCCUUUCGGCACCUGCGAGGGAAAUUCGUGAAAACAUCGCCCAUCAACGGAUGAUUGGAAGCUACGUCGGAAAAAGACACGCGAUGCACCUUCCUGUGAGAGGACAAAAUACACAAUCCAAUGCUAAAACGGCAAAGAAACUCAACCAGCUUGAUCGGUAUUGA
Laccaria bicolor S238N-H82 is the source of this 344-nucleotide messenger RNA. RefSeq lists its product as uncharacterized. Gene Ontology annotation, cellular component: mitochondrion; ribosome; small ribosomal subunit. Lineage: Eukaryota; Fungi; Basidiomycota; Agaricomycetes; Agaricales; Hydnangiaceae. Bases 6 to 344 code for a protein of 112 amino acids. The transcript is spliced from 3 exons. Gene Ontology annotation, molecular function: RNA binding; structural constituent of ribosome. The record is from RefSeq and is a predicted model, not a curated record. Gene Ontology annotation, biological process: translation.